Molecule: messenger RNA, 3021 nt
Organism: Meira miltonrushii
Lineage: Eukaryota; Fungi; Basidiomycota; Exobasidiomycetes; Exobasidiales; Brachybasidiaceae
Product: WD40 repeat-like protein
Exons: 1
Coding region: 1-3021 (1006 amino acids)
Biological process (GO): positive regulation of transcription by RNA polymerase I; positive regulation of rRNA processing
Cellular component (GO): nucleolus
Molecular function (GO): protein binding; RNA binding
Source: RefSeq, a predicted model, not a curated record
AUGGGAUCUGGUCGGAGAAGAUCGAAAGGAGGUGGUGUAGAAGUGGAAAGGGAAGGACAGCAAUCUUCCGCUGUCCCACAAGCCACAGAACAACUUGAAGUGGUCCCAGCCACGCCUGCAAAGAAGAGAGAAAGGAAAAAGAGCUCAAAACGAACAUUAAAACCUGGAAACGUACCAUGGUCACCAAUAGUUACCGGUAAAGCUGGAAGAGUCCCAAUAGUUUUUACAAGGGAUAAUGAGUUUUUCUUCGUUGCUUCUGGUUCAACAAUUCGCAUUUAUUCGACAAACUCUGGACGAUUGGUCUCCACGCUCUCGUCUACUUCAAGUGAUGGCUCAAAUGGCACAACUUCUUCCUCUAUCUCUCAGCACACUGCAACAAUCACUGGCUUGGCCAUCAACCCUGCCAAUGCUGCUCAGCUAAUCAGUUGCUCGCUUGACGGAACAAUUAAAGUGUGGGAUUUCUUUGAUGGCAAUCUGAUGAAUACAAUCAGUCUAGCUCUACCGAUUACUCACAUGGCUACCCACGAUUCCCUGAAAAAUGAAGUCAUUGUUGCAGCUCGUAAACCAAGAGGAGAGGGCGAAAAGAAUGGAAAAUCGGACAAACACUCUGGAUCGGAUAAUGCUAUCCUUUUCAAAGUCAAUCUAAGGUAUAACGAUCGAUCAAAUAUGAAAAAGUCAGAGAGGCUAGGAAAGAGAAGCACAAUUUCAGAUAUGGCCAUCUCUCCCGAUGGACGCUAUCUUGUACUUGUAGGUCAUUACAAGAUUCACGUCGCCGAUUUGAGCACUUCCGAUCACAACAUGGUCAAAGUUCUCACACAGCAAGCUCUUACCCGAGUCACUUUCCAUCCUUCGAAUAAUACUUUCGCUACUGGACAUGCAGCUGGCCAUAUACGAUUGUGGUACUUUUUGGCUUCUGAUGAUGAACAUUUGUUCAGUAAAAUGGCUUCUGACAAUUCCAAAAAGGAAACGAUAGCGCCAAGCACACUCCUGCACUGGCACUCACAUGCUGUCAGCGCACUGCGUUUCAAUGAUAAUGGUGCCUACCUCUUGUCUGGUGGUGAGGAGAGUACCUUGGUCCUAUGGCAGCUAUCGACACAAGGAAGGGAAUACGUGCCAAGAUUGGGCGGUUCUUCGAUUCUCUCCAUCGCUACCCUCAAAGGUGGAAAGGAUAACGAUCGACCUGAUCAGUUUAUUACAGCAAUGGAAGACGGUAGCGUGGUGUUUAUUAGCACAGUAAAUUUGAAACCGAUUCGUAUACUGCAAGGUGUCCUUGCAGGUUCCUCACAUCAAUUGAGAAAGACGAUCGCAUCUGCGAAACGGUUGCAAUCUCUACCAUUGGCAGUAGAGCCAAGGACAAACAACCUCACUUUAUCCUCUGGACAUCCCUCCACCAUUCAAUUCCUCAAUACAAUCACAGAUGAUCAAGUGAUGCAAUUGGAGAUCGUACCUUCCAAUCGAGUUUCGAGACCAGGAAAAGAUCCGCUCACACAAUCACAUGUAGAGCAUAUUUGCUUUUCCCACGACAACGUCUGGAUGGCCACAGUGGAUGUCAAAGCGACUGGGGAAACUCAUUUAAAGAUCUGGCAAUGGUCGCAAAAUGCAAACACAUAUGUGCUAAAUACACGAGUUGAUGAACCUCAUGGUCUUGAUAAUGAAGUCUUGGCAAUGUCUUUUAGUCCUCAAUCAUACGGUUUGACAAAGAGAGGACCAAGAGGUACGCUGCAGGAUGCACCUCUUUUGGUCACUUUGGGCAGCAAGCAAGGAAAGUGUCGUUCAUGGAAAUGUACAUCACGAGAGGUGAAGAGAAAGGUAGAGACGUAUUGGUAUGCAAGGAGUAUUUUCGAUCACAGAGGAUUACCGGCAGAAGCAAUGGCGUGGAGCGCAGAUGGAUCUUUGCUGGCUAUCGUCCAUGGUGCUUCAAUCACUGUUUGGGAACCCGAUAGUAAUGCUUUAGUUCAUGUGUUCGCCUUGCCAGGUAUUUCUGAUGAAAUCCCCUCAACAGGCAAACAAGCAUGUAUCUCUUUUGCUGGUAAAGGUGGACGCUAUAUUGCCUCGCUGGUGGGCGGACAAUUGACCUUCUUUGAUGUUGUUUUGGGGCAAAUGAAAGAGUCAUUCGCUAUUGAAGAACCCGUCAAAGGUCUGUUCGCACUUGAUUCACAAAAAGAGGAAGGUGAUCUAGCAGUCAUUACAUCGAAUGCACAAAAGGCACAAGUUCGUGUGUACUCAUUUGAGCUUGCAAGAAAGGUCACCCUGACAAAGUUCGAUUCAUUGCCUUUUGGUAUUCGUCAAGUGAUCGAAGCUGAUUCGAAGUAUAAUAAUGGACUAUUUGCCUUGUUUGCGUUGACAACAUCUUUUGACGUUGUACGAAUCGGAAGAGAAUUGGAAAGUCUAAGACGCAAGGAACAAAAAGCAAACGCAUUACGCAAGAUUAACGUGAGAAGACGAACAAUCUUUGAUGAACUUUUGGGAAAGCAACAGGAUGCUGUGAAUACAAUUGCACCUCAACAAAAAGAAGUGGAAACAAGUCGAGCAAGUGAUGCAAGCACAUUGUUUGAUAUGCCAAGUCAUCUCUUACCGCCGCCGCAUCUGCUCUUUGAGCCAUUCAUGAAGUUCAUGUUACCCGCACGCAAAGAGGAGGAUGACGAAAGUGACGUAGAGGAAGCCGAUAGCGAGAUGGAAGAAGUGGAAAUUGACGGUGACAUUACCGCUCCAGUUAGCGUUGCACAACCUACAAAUACCGCUAGCAGAUUAGCACGUUUGGCCGAGUUCAACAUGGACGGUGUCACAGAGGCAUUUGCUCGAAUGGGAACAAAGACCGAGAGUAAUGGAACCUCAACCAUCAAAGUGAACGGACACAAAAAGAGCAACGGAGAAUUGACCCCUGCUCCACACCCUUCUCCGAGGAAGGAAAAGGCAAAGAAGGGCCGAAGUUCCAACGCAGCAGACGUAAGCCUAACGAGCAAUACGGGCUCAUCCCCUUUAGACCUCAGUAAACGAAAACGAAAGAAUAGCAAUACUUAA